Molecule: messenger RNA, 1594 nt
Organism: Phlebotomus papatasi
Lineage: Eukaryota; Metazoa; Arthropoda; Insecta; Diptera; Psychodidae
Product: probable cytochrome P450 9f2
Exons: 3
Coding region: 165-1562 (465 amino acids)
Molecular function (GO): iron ion binding; heme binding; monooxygenase activity
Source: RefSeq, a predicted model, not a curated record
UCUUCUUGGUCAAAUACAUCAUUGAUAGAGGGUACAAGAAUGAGGACUUCUUUAAAGAUAAAGGAAUCAAAUACAUUAAGCCAACCUUUAUAUUUGGAAAUUCAUCAAAUCUUGUAUUGAGGAAGAAACCCAUCCUUGAGUUCUUCAAAGAUUCUUGCCUAGCCAUGCCCAAUGAAAAAUUGAUUGGAAUGUUUGAGUUCAGAACACCUUUUGUUUUGGUAAGGGACCCGGAACUUGUUAAACAAUUGGCUGUAAAAGAGUUUGAUCAUUUUUCGGAUCACCGAACUGUUAUAGCAAAUGACGCUGACCUUAUCUUUGGAAAAUCUUUGGUUGCCCUUCAGAGUGACGAAUGGCGCGAUAUGAGGGCUACACUUAGUCCAGCCUUUACAGGAAGCAAGAUGAGAUUGAUGUUUGAACUCGUGUCUGAAUGUGCUAACCAAAUGGUUAAUUUUGUCACGAAAGAAACAAAGGCUAAAGGUGUGCAAACUUACGAGAUGAAGGAUUUCUUUUCCAGAAUGGCUAACGAUAUUAUCGCAACAUGUGCUUUUGGUAUUCAAGUCAAUUCCCUUGAACAUCAAGAUAAUGAGUUUUACGUGAAGGGCAAGGACAUGAUGAAUUUCACGAAGCCACUCAGAAUAAUCAAGUUUAUGAUCUUUAUGGUGUUUCCACAAUUGCUCAGCUUUCUCAAAAUAAAAUUGGUACCAGAUAGCUUGACCGGAUACUUCAAAAGCGCUAUCGUUCAAGCUAUGAAUUAUCGCGAAAAGAAUAAGAUUAUUCGUCCGGAUAUGAUCAAUUUGCUGAUGGAAGCAAAGAAGGGUAAUCUAUCUCACCAAGAGAACGAACAUGAUUCCGGUGGAUUCGCCACAGUUGAAGAGUCUGACAUUGGAAAGCGAAUAGUCAGAAAAGUCCUUUCAGAGGAAGAUAUUUUGGCACAGUGUUUUCUCUUUUUCUUUGCGGGUUUUGAAACAGUAUCAACAGCCCUAUCCUUUCUCUGCUACGAGCUAGCCGUGAACUCUGACAUUCAGGAAAGACUGUUCCAGGAAAUCUUCGAAAUCAGCCAAGAACUUGGGCAAAAUUCUUUAAACUACGACACGAUUCAGAAGAUGAAGUAUAUGGAUAUGGUUGUUUCUGAAACUUUGAGAAAAUGGCCUCCAGGACUUGCUACCGAUAGACUGUGCACGAAAGAUUUUUUUUUGGAUGAUGGUAAAGGUUUGCAGUAUAAGUUCAAUAAGGGCGAAUUCUUCAUGAUCUCAAUGGUUGGAUUUCAUCAUGAUCCUAAGUAUUUCCCUAACCCAGAUAAGUUUGAUCCUGAGAGAUUCAGUGAUGAAAACAAGCAUAAAAUCAUCUCUGGAACUUACUUACCCUUUGGAAUUGGUCCAAGAAACUGUAUCGGGUCACGCUUUGCUCUCAUGGAGGUAAAGGCUCUCAUUUAUUACAUCCUCUUGAACUUUAAGAUCGAACCUAAUGAGAAGACUCAGAUUCCUCUGAAACUGACUAAUGAACCUACAUUGAAAGCAGAAAAGGGUAUUUGGGUUCAGCUUACUCCGCGACUGAGAGAAUGAAUAUACUUGUCCAAUGGUUUUGUAAGCUUUUC